Molecule: messenger RNA, 2832 nt
Organism: Xenopus laevis (African clawed frog)
Lineage: Eukaryota; Metazoa; Chordata; Amphibia; Anura; Pipidae
Gene: hycc1.L
Product: family with sequence similarity 126 member A L homeolog
Biological process (GO): protein localization to plasma membrane; phosphatidylinositol phosphate biosynthetic process
Cellular component (GO): cytosol; plasma membrane
Source: RefSeq, marked predicted
CGGGGGCGUGCCUUCGUGACGUCGUCGACAAAGCAGUUGUCAGGAACGCGCGUUUGAAGAGGGCUGCGGGUCACGUGGUACGCGCUGAUUGACAGCUAUGGACUGGAGGCGAAGACAAGACUAGAAGCAAGGCGGGUGCGAGAGGCAGUGUCUGCGCCGGCGGUCUCUUGUGUUCCUCUUUGUAGCUGCUCCGCGGAAACCUGAGCUUAAAGGAAAUCGUUUUACAGAUGCUGGAAGAUGCUAACUUCAGAGAAAGGAGUUGUAGAGGAAUGGUUAUCAGAAUUUAAGACAUUGCCUGAGACAUCUAUUUCCAGUUAUGCUUCUGGCUUGAAAAACAAGACUUCUCUUGUAUCAGCUCUAUAUGAAGUCAUUCAGGAGCCUCAGAGUGAGUUGUUGGAGCCUGUCUGCCAUCAGCUCUUUGAGUUUUAUCGGAGCAAAGAGAAAUGUCUCAGGACAUUUACCCUUCAGUUUUUGCCAGAGCUCAUAUGGUGCUACCUUUCGAUGUCUUCGAGCAGAGAACUACUGAGCUGCGGAUGUAUUGAGGCGCUGCUUCUGAGUGUCUACAAUCUGGAAAUAAUGGACGAACAGGGGCACAGCAAGAUCUUGUCAUUUACUAUCCCGUCCUUGUCUAAGCCAUCUGUGUAUCACGAGCCUUCCAGCAUCGGUUCUAUGGCUCUUACUGAAGGAGCAUUGUCUCAACAUGGCCUUACACGAGUUGUAUACAGUGGCCCUCAUCCCCAGAGGGAGAUGCUAACUGCACAGAACAGGUUCGAGGUGCUGUCGUUUCUUCUACUUUGUUAUAACUCUGUUUUAAAUGCAAUGCCUGCUGUCUCCCUUCAGUCCCUGUGUCAGAUGUGUUCAAGGCUCUGUGUCUGUGGAUACCCUCGCCAACAUGCAAGAAAAUACCAAGGGAUUAAGAACAGAAUACCAAUAUCUUCAGAGUUCAUGGUUCAACUUUUGACUGGAAUUUAUUAUUCAUUUUACAAUGGUGAGUGGAAUGCAGCCCGCAAAGCCCUGGAUGAUGUUCUAUAUCGUGCUCAGCUGGAGCUCCUUCCAGAGCCUCUCUUGCUUGCUAAUGCAAUCAAAGCAUCACUGCCUCAAGGAGCACUGAAGGGAAAUAAAGAAGGCGGCAGCAGCAGGAGUAUCCAGGUGGAGAUCACACCAACGUCCUCCAGAAUAUCACGUAAUGCCGUUACCAGCAUGUCUAUUAGAGGCCAUCGCUGGAAGAGGCACGAAGAACCUGACACUAGUAAUGACUCCUCAGAUUUGGGCAACAUUGUCAUACCUGAAAUUAAUGUCACCAGUGUGUCUGGAGAAAGAGCCGGGAAUGGGGAGAGAGGCAGAGCACUAAGUGAGAAUGAUGUUCAGCAUAUGCAGGCAGUGCAGGAAACCUCCGCAGAACCUAGAGCUGAGGGCAAAGCAGUGGCAGAGAUCAGAAGGCAAAAAUCUACUCUGCAGAUAUAACAACCCAGGAAGAGCUGGCAGAAAUAUCCGAGACUUCUGAUGGAUUUAGCACCAGGGCUGCAUCUAGCACAAGUCAUCCUGUCUUAUCUCAUAGCAACAGCAGCAGCUUCAGCAAGCCACCCUUUGGAAAGGCCCAGAGAAGGUCUCUUGGAAACAGAACAGGGGGUAAAGAAAGGGAAUCUGUGGGAGAUACUUGCCGGGAACAUCUCAGCAGAAAGCAGAACCAGAGGGCCCUGAGUGAGAACCUGGAAUUAGUCUCUAUGAAGAGAUUGACUCUGACAACCAGUCAGUCUCUGCCCAAGCCUGGUAGCCAUAGCCUUGCAAGAACUGCAACUGCCGUUUUUAGUAGAUCAUUUGAGCAGAUGAGUGGUGGAGAAGCAGCUAAUAAUCCUGUACCUGCAAACACUGUUAGUACUGGAGUCAGCACAGAGACAAAUAGGUUUAGUGCCUGCAGUCUACAGGAGGAAAAGCUAAUAUAUAUUUCUAAGAGGACAGAGCUUUCAGUGCCCAAUAGACACCAGCAAAACCAGCCAAGAUCCCCAAGUAUCUGUAUAACACUGUCUUCAGACUAAUCCUAAUGAGAAAGCUGUCAGGAUUGAAGAUCAUAGGAAGCCAUGUUUCACCCUGUAAUUACCAGAGCUCCGAGGCGAUGAUACCAGAGGCAUUCACCUACUCAUCAACUGAAAUCUUAACUUAUUUUUAUAGUUCUUUAAGAUCAGCCAUAUAAUUGUGAUAACAUCGUUGCAUCGAGCACUUAAAUAUGGCCAUCUGCAUCUUUGCCAAAGAAGCCUCCAUUGUGGUGUCUUUGUGAUCUCUCCAGACCUCAAUUGGAACAUGUCCUGCUUCACAGGGAUGGAUUGUGUGCAGUUUGCUGUAAGGCAAUGCCUCCAUUUCUGUGAAACACCCGUACCUCCGUUGCCUGAUAGCCAAUCACAACUUCACAGGGAGCAGAUAUUUUGUAACACAAUUAGCUUUAGGGUGCAGAUAUUGUAUUGGUUUUCCUCUCAUAUAUUUGUAUAUAGUACAAUGCAUGUGCUUUUAAUUUUCUUUUCACUAAGCACUGAUAAAUGACCCACCUGUUUUUUACAGUCUGAUAUUAACAGUGCCAUCUGCUGGUCAGGUUCAGCCGAUCAGUUUGGUGGUAUGUGCACAAUAAAAUCCGUUCAUAUCCGUUCAGAUUGACAACCAGCAUAAAAUUGUUGUAAGGUAAAUCGUUUGUGUUGUAAAUAGUUUGUGUUUUACGGCAUGUUGUAUGUUUUUGAUUGUUUUUAAGGAAUAUAAAUGGCAUAUUUUUAUAAUUUCGGAUUGCUUUUGUUUUUAUUCCCCUGAUUUGUAGCAUCACAUAAAAUAAAAAAAGAUGAGAAAUGA